GUAGUACGUUGCUUUCUGUCUCUGAAAGAGUUAUGGAGGCUGCCAAUGUGGAUAAUUUGCGCGUCCUUUAUCAGAGCACAGACUUUAUUGUACUGGACAAGCAUUGGGAUAUCCGCAUCGACAGUAAGCAGUGGUAUGAGACUUGCACGGUGCAGAAGCAACUGAAGCACAAAUUUCCUGAGCUUGCCGACCCCAGCACUUACUACGGAUUCAGGUUCUGCCAUCAGCUAGACUAUUCUACCAGUGGAGCUCUCUGUGUUGCCCUUAACCGGAAUGCAGCAGGAAAAGCUUAUCGGUGCUUCAAGGAACGCCUGGCCACAAAAGCUUACCUGGCACUGGUACGCGGCCAUCUCUCGAGAAUCAGCAUGACCAUUGAUUAUGGAGUUGGCAAAAACAGCACUGAGGGAAUGACCCACAUGAUGUGUGCAGAAGGAACACCUGGUUGUACAAAUGUGAAGCCAUGCAAAACAGAGCUUUUUGUGCUACAGUAUGGAACAUAUGAUGGUCAGCCGGUGACAAAGGUUCUUUUGCAGCCUUUGACAGGUAGGACUCACCAGCUCAGAGUACAUUGCAGUGUAAUUGGACACCCUAUUGUUGGUGACUUCACCUACAGCCUGAAAACUGACUGCUCACCAUACCGUAUGAUGCUGCAUGCCUACUUCUUACGUAUCCCAGUGGAGGAUGAGCCAAUUGAAGUCAUUUCCUGUGAUCCCUUUGUGACCUCUGUAGAUGAAAAGUGGGUCCCUCAGCAGACCGUGCAGGAGGUGCACAUUGUUUUCUUGAAGCUGAAGGAGCAGGGACUACAGAGGGAGUUGUCACUUCAGAGGGUUCAAGAUGCAGCAUGUGGCAAACAUAAAGAGACUGGCCAUGAGGUUAUUCCUGAGACUGAGGAGCAGAGCUUAUUGUAUACUCAGUGGCUUGCUAAUUGGAGUCUGGACUGAGUCACCCGCAAAGCAGAACUGUAAAGGGCAGAACCUUUUUCACAGGUAUGAGUUAUCUUGGCCUUACUUCUGUCUAGGAACUAAAGCCUCAUCAGUCUGCAGUACUACCUGUUAUUACAGCAUUCAUGAUCAAAUGGAUUCCAGCUUCCUGGUUUUACAACGUGCUUCUGCCAUGUAGGAAUAUUAUCUGCAAAACCCACUGAAAGAUUAUAAUUUGCAUUUCCUUUGCCAGAUUUAUCUUCUCCAUACUGCAGCCAUUAGAUGUAGAUGACUGUGUUUUUUGCUUGCUUAUACAGUAGGCAUCUGACUUUUAAUUUAAAAAAUAUAUAUUUUAGCAUUGUUUAAUAAAUAAACAUCAGAAAUGACAAGCAAA
This is a messenger RNA of Erpetoichthys calabaricus (reedfish), 1314 nucleotides long. It is a transcript of the gene rpusd1, whose product is annotated as RNA pseudouridine synthase domain containing 1. The record is from RefSeq and is a predicted model, not a curated record. Gene Ontology annotation, molecular function: pseudouridine synthase activity; RNA binding. Gene Ontology annotation, biological process: pseudouridine synthesis. Lineage: Eukaryota; Metazoa; Chordata; Cladistia; Polypteriformes; Polypteridae. The coding region runs from base 33 to 941 and encodes 302 amino acids. The transcript is spliced from 5 exons.